Messenger RNA from Puntigrus tetrazona (Sumatra barb), 3431 nucleotides. RefSeq names its product NACHT, LRR and PYD domains-containing protein 3-like. Gene Ontology annotation, molecular function: protein binding. The record is from RefSeq and is a predicted model, not a curated record. The transcript has 10 exons. Lineage: Eukaryota; Metazoa; Chordata; Actinopteri; Cypriniformes; Cyprinidae. The coding region runs from base 335 to 3193 and encodes 952 amino acids.
AACAACGCUUUAGUUGUCGUUUAGUUUAGUAAAACAGGGACCGUAAAAAUAUGAUCGAGGCCCCCCCUCUGAAACGGAAAUGGUAUUUUCCAACUGUCACCUUGCGAAUCCGAAAACGAAACUUAAAAGUCCAUCUUUGCUGGGAGCCAUUUUGUAGCUUACCAAAAAUAAAAAACCUGCCACACAUCAUCAAGAACACAAAGGGACAGCGUUGUCCAGCUCAGUUCAGUUAAAAUAGUGUCUGUGCAAACAAAUUGAAGACAAUAGCUAGAAAUUAAGUGUGCCCAGCUAAACGAGGAGGAGGCCACAACGCCAAGAAACCAAAACUACAAGUAUGGACAGUACACAGACAUCUGUCGACGACAAUGAUGAUUAUGAAUUAAUCAGUUCAUCAGAUUCAGAUUCAGAAAGCCUAAUAAGAGCCUGGUCUGGCAUGGAUUUCCGGUCUCUGCCACGUUCCUUCAAUUAUAGCAACAGAUCAUUGCCGAAGAAAAAAACACAAUCCCCAGAGCCCAGCUUUGUGUCUAUGAAGAGUGACUGGUCUAUGGAUCCUCCACCUCUUAUAAGUCAUAAAAAGAAAUCAUCAGUUAUAACAGAGCCCAGCUUUGCGUCUAUGAAGAGUGACUGGUCAAUGGAUCCUCCACCUCUUAUAAGUCAUAAGAAAUCAUUACACUUCCGAAAAAGAAGAUUAACAAGAAAGUUGUUACCCAGUACAGUGGAUCAGCCAAAACUUGUGAGUCAUCGACGUGAACAUAAAAUGAUCAAAUCACAUCUAAGAAAGAAAUUUGAGCAUCUGUACGAGGGAACAGCAAAUCGGGGAAACCCAACACUGCUGAAUGAGAUCUACACAGAGCUCUACAUCACAGAGAGUGAGAGUGGAGAGAUCAGUAAUGAACAUGAAGUGAGACAGAUUGAGACACAGUCCAGGAGAGCAGCAACAGAGGACACACCGAUCAAAUGCAGUGAGAUCUUCAGAUCUUUACCUGGACAAGACAAAGACAUCAGAACUGUGCUGACAAAGGGAGUCGCUGGCAUUGGAAAAACAGUCUCUGUGCAGAAGUUCAUCCUGGACUGGGCUGAAGGGAAAGAGAAUCAGGACGUCCAGCUCAUAUUUCCACUUCCUUUCAGAGAACUCAAUCUGAUGAAGGACAAAAUAAUCAGUCUUUCAGAUCUUCUUUAUGUCUUUUUCCCUGAAACAAAAGAAAUGGACAUAUCCAGUGAUGAAUAUAAAGUGUUGUUUGUCUUUGAUGGUCUGGAUGAGUCUCGUUUUCCUUUACAUUUUAAAAAGAAGGAGAUUGUACAGGAUGCAAUCAAAGAGACAUCAGUAGAUGUGCUCCUGAUGAACCUGAUUGUGGGGAAUCUGCUUCCCUCUGCUCUCAUCUGGAUCACCUCCAGACCAGCAGCAGCUGAUCUCAUCCCCUCUGAGUGUGUCCAUCGAGUGACAGAGGUACGAGGAUUCAAUGAUCCGCAGAAAGAGGAAUACUUCAGGAAGAGGAUCAGUGAUCAGAGUCUGGCCGACAGAACCAUCUCACACCUGAAGUCAUCAAGGAGCCUCUUCAUCAUGUGCCACAUCCCAGUGUUCUGCUGGAUCUCAGCCGCUGUUCUAGAGAAGAUACUGAGUCAAGCAGAGAGUAGAGAGAUUCCCAAGACUCUCACUCAAAUGUACACACACUUCUUGAUCCUUCAGACCAACAUCAAACAUGAGAAGGACUAUGAGAAUUACGUGAAAGAUGAAGAGAUGAUCUUUAAGCUGGGGAAACUGGCUUUUCAGCAGCUUAUGAAAGGAAAUGUAAUCUUCUAUGAGGAAGACCUGAGAGAGUGUGACAUUGAUGUGACAGAAGCAUCAGUGUACUCAGGAUUGUGUACUCAGAUCUUCAGAGAGGAAUUGGGCUGGUAUCAGGGGAAAGUCUUCUGCUUUGUUCAUCUGAGCGUUCAGGAACAUCUAGCAGCUCUAUAUGUGCACCUCUCCUGGACAAACCACAACAGAAAUGUGUUUGACCAAAUCUCCGAACAAACUUCUAAAGCCAGGAAAACUCUUCUGGAACAUGAUCUGAGACAACGUAAUUUCUUGCCUGUAAAAUCUUUGAAACAAUUACAUUUUUACCUUUCCAUACAACAUAUGAGAUUUGAGCUGCAUCAGAGAGCUGUGGAUGAGACUCUACAGAGUAAAAAUGGACAUCUGGAUCUUUUCCUGCGGUUUCUUCUGGGUCUGUCAGUAGAGUCUAAUCAGAUUCUCCUACAAGGACUAAUAACGCUGAGAAGAAGAAGCUCUGACCACAAUGAGGAAAUAGUUGAGUAUAUUAAGGAGAAGAUCAGGACCAUUGACUCUUUAGAGAAAUCCAUCAGUCUGAUGCACUGUCUGAAUGAACUGGGUGAUAAUUCACUAGUAGAGGAAAUACAGCAAUAUCUGAAGUUUGGGACAAUAAAGAAAACCAAACUGUCUGCAUCUCAGUGGUCAGCUGUAGUUUUUGUGUUGUUGACAUCAGAGAAGGAGCUGGAUGAGUUUAGGCUGAAUGAAUUUGUUGAUGAAAACAAAGCUGAUCACAUUCUUCACAAGUUGUUGCCUGUGAUUAAAGAAUCCAGAAGAGCCAAGUUGAAUGAUUGUGGUGUCACAGCUGAAGGUUGUCGUGCUCUGGCUUCGGCUCUGAGAUCAAACCCCUCACAUCUGAGAGAACUGAAUCUGUCCGGGAAUAAAUUAGGAGAUUCUGGUGUGAUUUAUCUCUCUUCUGGACUCUCUCAGUGUAAACUAGAGAGACUCAGGUUGUGUAAGUGUGGCAUUACAGAUGAAGGUUGUUCUGCUCUGGCUUCAGCUCUGAUAGCGAACCCCUCGCACCUGAAAGAACUGAAUCUUUCCGAGAAUAAUCUAAAAGAUUUUGGAGUUAGGCUUAUCUGUGCUGUACUCAAGAAUCCUGGCUUUAAAUUGGAGAUACUGGGGUUGAGUCUGUGUGGAAUCACCAUUGAAGGUUGUGCUGCUCUGGCUUCAGCUUUGAUAUCAAACCCCUCGCACCUGAGAGAACUAGAUCUGACUAAGAAUAGACCUGGAGAUUCAGGACGUGAACUGCUCACUGCUCUACUGAAUUCUCCACAUUAUAAACUGGAGACACUGAAGUUUCGCAGUUUUCCGAUGAUAUUUUCAUCUUUACCUUGCCACAAAUUUCCACACCGACUCCAUCCCCACACACUUACAGAAUAAUAUGACACUCGGGACAGUCUCUCUCCACUUUUGAGAAAAACUAAAAGCACAAUGCUGGUAACAGCUGGAACUACGACAGUGGGAAAGCGCCAUGGACAUUUCUCUUGAAGAACAAUCAAUCAAAUCAAUCAUUUUUAUUUAUAUAGCACUUUUAACAACACAGGUUGCAUCAAAGCACUGAACAGUAUAAAGCAGAAGAAUACAAUGACAGGGAUGUAUAAUGACAAGAUAGUCACUA